AUGACCAAAUUGAGCAGGCCUCAAGCGUCGAAGCGUCAACGCCGCCUAUUUUUCCAAGAGUUUGUUAGGCGAAUCAACUAUGAGCCGCUGCCCCUCCUCCCCGACACCGUGACUGAGGUUAUACUGGAAAAAGAUACAGCAGGAACAGCUACAAAUCUGGAGAUCGGAUUAGUUGGCACCUCUGGCACGAUCGAAGAUCUCAACAUAUCGCUGAAAUACAAGAUUCGGGAAGAUCCGCUUCGUGUUGUCUAUCCUGCUUCCACCGAAUACCCUUUUUUUCGGAAGAUUAACGACAAAGAGCUGAGCCGGGAUUCGGAAAUCUCAGAUGGAGUAUUUCGAGUAUACAACAACCUUGGGUUACAGGGGAUCCGAAAGGAACUGGAGAAUCUCGAAUACUUUGCAGACGUACCCGGCAUUGUGCAGGCAGAGGGGGUUGCCGUAUCUACAAACCCUUAUAUGAUAUCAAGAGCUAGCAAUGGACUGCUAGUUGUGACUGGGAUUCUCCUCAGAGCAUAUCCAGGAGGAUCUUUGCAGGAGAUUCUUCAGAAAAUCGCAAAGAAAACCCACAUGGACAUCAAACCUUCGAAUAUCGUCAUUGACAGUGGCGGAAAUGCAGUUAUCAUCGACAUCAGCGGCAUUAGCGGGAUAACCCACGAAUGGUGCUCACCGGAAAUUCAAGGCGAGGUGUCGUCGCCUUUUGAUCUUUCGUUUGAAAAACGUCGAUCGAAUGACGUUUGGGCAUAUGGAAAACUUCUCUCUUGGAUCGGAUCGCAUGUCAGUGUGAGAGAUGACCCAGUCGCGAAUUCUUUGAAGCAGGUUGCCGAGUGUUUAAUGGAAGACAAUUGCCAAUCACGGAUGGGUUUAUCAGGAGCAAUAUCUCGACUUUCCGAAGGCCUCUGGCUCCACCCCGACGGUCAAUGA
Messenger RNA from Penicillium waksmanii, 921 nucleotides. RefSeq names its product protein kinase domain protein. The transcript is spliced from 3 exons. The record is from RefSeq and is a predicted model, not a curated record. NCBI's taxonomy places the organism in Eukaryota, Fungi, Ascomycota, Eurotiomycetes, Eurotiales, Aspergillaceae. Bases 1 to 921 code for a protein of 306 amino acids.